Messenger RNA from Phoenix dactylifera (date palm), 1106 nucleotides. Its product is annotated as ubiquitin-NEDD8-like protein RUB2. The record is from RefSeq and is a predicted model, not a curated record. NCBI's taxonomy places the organism in Eukaryota, Viridiplantae, Streptophyta, Magnoliopsida, Arecales, Arecaceae. Gene Ontology annotation, molecular function: protein binding.
GCGACGACCAAGCUGGUACUUUGUCUACACGCUUUUAAUCUCAAACAAAUAGACAUUCGACCUGACGCAGCAAGCUUUGAAUGAAGUGACGCAGCGGAAGGCCAGCAGCAGAUCGAGGCGAGGCGACUCCUCGCGCACCCCAGCUUCACCCAGAGAGCAGACACGAUGCAGAUCUUCGUGAAAACCCUAACCGGGAAGACCAUCACCCUCGAGGUCGAAAGCAGCGAUACCAUCGACAACGUCAAAGCCAAGAUCCAGGACAAGGAGGGUAUACCCCCAGAUCAACAAAGAUUGAUUUUCGCUGGAAAGCAGUUGGAGGAUGGUCGAACCUUGGCUGAUUACAACAUUCAAAAAGAGUCAACGCUGCAUCUGGUUUUAAGACUUAGGGGUGGAACAAUGAUUAAGGUGAAGACACUUACUGGAAAGGAAAUUGAAAUUGACAUUGAGCCUACUGAUACCAUUGAUAGGAUCAAGGAGCGAGUUGAGGAGAAAGAAGGGAUUCCACCGGUCCAGCAAAGGCUCAUAUAUGCAGGAAAGCAGCUCGCUGAUGACAAGACUGCCAAGGACUACAACAUCGAGGGUGGUUCUGUACUUCAUCUCGUGCUUGCUCUAAGGGGUGGUCUGUAGCAGGAGCUUCAUGUAUAUACUACUGCAAAAAUGAGGGGGGCAUGGUGUGUUUUCGCAGCUCUCGACAUCCAAAAAAAAAUACUUGGCACUUUUUGGGACUGGUUUGCUAUAUUCUGAAUAGAGGCAAGUUUGCAGCUGUUAUUGAAAUAACAUGAAUGCUUAAACUGAUUGCACUUGCUAGCUUCAAGACUUGCAUAUUGGAUAUUAUGCUCUUCCUGUUAUUCAGGCCUUCUAUGGCUGUGUUGCAAUUUCUUUCUUUCACACUCUUAAGAGAUACAUGUAGUAGUGUUAUUACAGAUCUAGUCCAUGGCAGCUGUCAAAUUUGGGCAAGAUCUUAUGGAGGAAUUGCUGGAGAAAAUGGAGGAGGCAAGGUGGUCCUGGAGAGGUCCAUUGUAAUCCUAAGUGGUUGAACAUAAAGAAUUUUUAUGAUGGCUUGUUGGAGUGUGAAAUUUAAUGUGCACAACUAUAUUCUUGUUUUA